Molecule: messenger RNA, 1029 nt
Organism: Etheostoma cragini (Arkansas darter)
Lineage: Eukaryota; Metazoa; Chordata; Actinopteri; Perciformes; Percidae
Gene: apodb
Product: apolipoprotein Db
Exons: 5
Coding region: 139-690 (183 amino acids)
Biological process (GO): brain development; tissue regeneration; lipid transport
Molecular function (GO): lipid binding
Source: RefSeq, a predicted model, not a curated record
AAAACACAAAUGUGAACACUCGCAGUCUGUUUGACCAGACGGCAUUUCAUCAGCUGCUUCAGACUGCACCAGACCUCCACCUGACAUCUUUAAACACACCUGAGCUUCUUUAACCAUCGCUCCUCUCCCGAAGGAGCCAUGUCUGCAGUCUACCUCCUCCUCCUGCUGCUCCCUCUGGUGUCAGCACAGACCUUUCACUGGGGUCGCUGUCCUACGCCCAAGGUGCAGCCCAACUUCAACCUUCAACAGUAUCUGGGCAGGUGGUAUGAGAUUGAGAAGCUCCCUGCCUCCUUCGAGAAGGGAACGUGCAUCGAGGCCAACUACAGCAUAAGAAAAGAUGGCACUAUUAAGGUGCUGAACUCUCAGUUCUAUAAAGGCAAGGUGAGCGUAGCAGAAGGGACAGCGGUGAUUCCAGAUCUGAGAGAACCUGCCAAACUUGGAGUCAGUUUUUCGUAUUUUACUCCCUACGCCCCCUACUGGAUUCUCUCCACCGACUACACCGGCACAUCCAUUGUGUACUCUUGCACUAGCAUCCUCAACAUUUUCCACAUCGACUACGCCUGGAUCCUCGGCCGAUCGCGCUUCCUGCCUCAACAGAACGUGAGUUACGCCAAAAAGCUGCUGGUGAACGAAGGGAUCGACCUGUUCAGGAUGAAGGCCACCAAUCAGACUGGCUGCACGGAUAACUAGGGAUUCAUGGAGACUGUAUCCAGUCAGAGCACACUGAUUAAGCAGGGCUGAAUGGUUGGUCAACAGUGUUGCAUAAUGAUAAUAUUAAUGAUUGCAGCAAACAUAUCUCACUAUUAUACGCUUUGAUGUCCAUUAUUUUUCCUGCAUCAUCCAGACCUCAUAUUGUCCACCAUAGCCAUGACAAUAGCUAGUUCAAUCUACUGUCCUCAUAAAAUUUUGAAGAUAUUCAUUGAAUCUAUUGUAUUAUGAUAAUCUAAUAGAACAUGAAACAAGCAAAUGUGGUGAUGGCAAAAAACAUGUUGUUGAUCUCUAUGUACAUUAAAGCUCUAUCUAUUAAGC